Tachysurus vachellii is the source of this 2319-nucleotide messenger RNA. It is a transcript of the gene mtpap, whose product is annotated as mitochondrial poly(A) polymerase. The record is from RefSeq and is a predicted model, not a curated record. The transcript has 9 exons. Gene Ontology annotation, cellular component: mitochondrion. Bases 42 to 1790 code for a protein of 582 amino acids. Gene Ontology annotation, molecular function: poly(A) RNA polymerase activity. Lineage: Eukaryota; Metazoa; Chordata; Actinopteri; Siluriformes; Bagridae.
CGUAGAAGCCGAAGUGCGCAUGCGCCGGUUUUGGGUCAACAAUGGCGGCUUGCUUUGGGACGUGUAGGUUACAAAUGAAAGGAGCAGAACGGUUUGUUAAAUUGGGACAAAAAGCGGAUUUACGAAGUCGGCAGAUGCUCAACAGGUCCACCUUUGCAACUAAGACCCAGACUGUUAAAAAGACGUUACAAGCUGCAGCAGGAAAGGAAUCGUUUUUUGCUCUCCAAGAGGAACGACGAGAACAAGCUGAGAGGUCUGUCCUCAUCAGCUGCCCUCCAAACAUCAACCAGAAAAGGUUUUUAGACUACAUCUCCAAACAUGGACACAUACAGAACCAUUUCUUCUAUCAGUCUUAUGGUAUUUAUGCAGUGGUGGAAUUCUCUACAAAGGAGAACAUCAAGGCUCUGAAGGCAAACUGCACCAUACCGAGUGUCCAACAUGAAGCAGCCGUGCCUUUCAAAUCCCGUCUCCUCUCACUGAAAUGGACAGGGCAAGGCAGCCAGUCAAAUGCCUCAAACACGCUGAAGUUCCAAAAGCAUUUACCUAUUCCUAUCAAUGAACUCACUCAGCAUCUCUGCAGACAAGAGAGUAUAGAUCAGCAGCUGCAGUGUCUGACUGAUCUUUAUCAGCUGACCGACGAAAACAUCAGUUUACGCUUCUUGGUCUGUUCACUGCUUAGAGACAUUGCUGCUGCUUAUUUCCCAGAAUGCAUCAUCAGGCCUUUUGGCUCCACUGUAAACAGCUUUGGAAAACUGGGCUGUGACCUGGACAUGUUCCUGGAUCUAGAUGGCAUUAGUGGGCUGAACCAAAGAAAGGGUUCUGGUCUGUCCCUUGAGUAUCAAGUAAAGCAGGGGACGUCAGAGCGGACGGUCACGCAGAGCAUCCUGUCUGUUAUCGGUGAAUGUUUGGACCAGUUCGGCCCAGGCUGUGUGGGCGUUCAGAAAAUCCUUAAUGCUCGCUGCCCCCUCGUCCGAUUCGCUCACCAGCCUUCCGGCUUUCAGUGUGACCUUACCGCAAAUAACAGGGUGGCGAUGAAGAGCUCAGAGUUGCUGUUCGUGUAUGGGAUAUUGGAUGCACGUGUGCGCCAUCUGGUGUUCGCUAUUCGAUGCUGGGCUCGUGUGCACGGCAUCACCAGCAGCAUUCCUGGAGCCUGGAUCACCAACUUCUCCCUUACAGUCCUUGUGCUGUUCUUCCUCCAGCGCAGGACGCAGCCAUUACUGCCCACUCUGGACCAGCUCCGAGACCUUGCAGCCCCCUCAGAUCAGUGCAUUAUCGAGGGGAAUGACUGCACAAUCGUCAGUGACCUAAGCAAGAUUAAACUACAGAAAAACACAGAUACACUAGAGAUGCUGCUGCAGGAGUUCUUUGAGUUUUAUGGCAAUUUUGCUUACAGUUCCACGUCCAUCAACAUAAGAAAGGGAAAAGAGCAGAACAAACCAGAGUCAACCCCUUUGCACAUCCAGAACCCAUUCGAAACGGGUCUCAACGUUAGCAAAAACGUUAACGCUACACAGCUGGAGCGAUUCGUGGCACUCUGUCGUGAGAGCGCUUGGCUCCUUGAGCAGAAAGAGGUGCGUAAACGGAGUCCCGUUCAAUCAGCGGAUGUAAUCCCGCCUUGGGGACUCGCUGCCCUCCUGUUGCCUUCUGUUGCUCAGUCAGCAGGGGUGAAGGGUCGCAGGAAGAAGAAGCAUCAUCCGGCAAGCGAGAGGAUAAAGUCUUUGCUGGAGUCAAUAAAGAGCAACAGUGGAGGAGUAGGUGUGAAACAGAGUGCUGUUAAUAGUCACCAGUAGGGGGCAGCAUGCUUCUGGACUUCAACGGGCCUGCCUGUGGGUAUGAAACAACCGAGAAUGGUUCACAAACUCAGAGCGUUCAAGUCGGGCUGUGGGGAGUCUAUCCUGGAGAAUCGGCUCUGCUGUCUGAUGUUUUACCACAGCCCAGACAGUUUGAACCACAAUAACAAAACAACGGCACAUCCAUUAAUAAACCUACAGUGGUUCUCUUAAGGUAUUGUGGGCUUUUUUUUUUUUUAUUUGUGUGAAAAAGAAGCCUGGCAGUUUAUUGUUUCUUUGACUGUGAUGGAUAGCUGACAGUGGAGAUUCACUCACUUUGCUCAGAUUAAAGGGAUCAUGGCAUUGUAGUGAACCAGACAGGCAGCAUUGUGGUAUAAAGCCAUAUGGCGUCUCCAUGAAUGUGUGCUCUGUGGUAAUGUGGGAUUCGUCCACCAAGUUAAUGUACAUAAACCAGAAAGACAUUUGCCUUUUUCCUAUAUGCAAAUAUAAUUAACUCUGUUUUAUAUGAGAUUAAAUUACUUUAACAAAA